GUAUUUAUUUGUAAUUUGUGCUAACUGAAGUUGGAGGUUUUUCAGUAGUGUACGAGACGCGUUGCCAAACGUUGCGUGUCGCUUAGACAAAUUGUGAUUCCCUUCAAUAAAUAGCAAAUAGAAAUUUCCUUGAUUAAUUGAAGGGCGCAUGGCAUAAUUGAAAGUGAACUGAUGUUAAAUAGUUUGAGAGCCGCUGUAUGUGUACUUAAAUAAAAUUUUAAAAUAAGAAAACAAUUCGUUUUGGUGAAGAAAGUAUAGAUUCUGGAUUAAAAAGUGUUACAAAGUGUCCUUGAUUUUUAAAAAUAGUAAUUUUAAUAAAAAAAAUCUAAAAUGGUGCCUAAAAUAUAUUAAAAAUACAAAAGGUAUCAAAGAACAUAAGUGAUUAGUAUAAAUCGGUAAAAUAAAACGGUUUGAAAAUUGUCCUGAAAAACGAAAAACCAAAAAUUAACAUAAAAAGUGCUGAAAAUUUAGGGAUAAAGGAAGCUGCCUGAACUUAACAAAAAGAGAAAAAUAUGACGCAUAUAAAUAAAAAACUUCUAGCACUGGUACAUCUAAUAGCAGUACAACUAAUAGCGGUACAUUUAAUAGCGGUGCAGGCAGAUCCGCAACUUGAUUUGCCACCACUGAAUCCCGACUCUCAAGGCCCCGAGCUAUUAUACAAUUCGCUCACACCCAGAACGGCAGCGAGUCCGCUGCAAGCUUUGGGUGACUUUGAUCGCAGCCAACGCUAUGGACCACCCUAUUCCAGCGAAGGGCUCAACGAUGAUGGCGCUGAUGAUUUUAGAAAUGGUCAAACUUAUGAUGAGCGCAUGCGCUACGGUUACACCUACACAGCUAGAGCGCAGAAUUUGUCUAGUGCCGCCGCUGAUUCGCCCUUCAGUGACUACAACAGUAAUAAUGUAGGACUACAACAGCGCGACAAUCCUCGUUAUCCCAAUCAUAAUUAUGAUAAUCCCAGCGAUCGUUUUAGCAAUAACAAUCGUUAUGCCGAUGGUUUCGAUGAUCGCCAGCGUGAACGUUACAAUAACGAUAAUCCCGACCAAGCUCGUUUUAAUAACCCAAAUAAUGAUUAUAAUGGACGUUUCAAUGGAAAUCAGUCGCCAAUUGGCGGCAACUUUGAUCCGAAUAGUCCGUUUAAUUCAAACAAUCCGUAUGGUAAUGAUCGUAGCCGUUUUGAUAAUCCUUUUAGACCGAAUCAAGAUCGUUUCAAUUUGAACAAUGAGCGUUACUUCGAGAGACAACGCUUCCAACAGGAUCGACGUUAUCAAAUAGAAUUGGAGAAGCUGCGCAAUCUUUUGGUGGAGACCGAUCAUAAGGGCUCGUUAGAGUGUACAGCGAAUGUGGCCGCUCAGUGGAAUUUCGAGACAAAUGUGAACGAGCUAACACAGGCGGAAGCGUUCAAUGCUCAACAAAAUUAUGUGGAUUUCCUGCGCUUGGUAGCCGAACAAUCGAAGAACAUAAAUAAAGAUUUCAUACUCGACCGGCGGCUAUAUCGACAGUUGAUGUUGCAGUCCGAAGCCGGACCCAAUGCUCUACCUAUAGAGACUUUGGAUCGUUAUAAUCGUCUAAUCAAUGAAAUGCUAUACAUCUACAAUGAGGCCACCAUUUGCGCCUAUCAACAGCCCUUCAUUUGCAAUCUGCGCUAUAUACCCGAUCUGAAGGAGAUCAUGUCCAAAAGUCGUGACUGGGACGAACUGCAGCACACUUGGGUGGAGUAUCAUCGCAAGGCGGGACGAGAAAUGCGCGAUGGUUAUGAGCAGUUAGUGGAUGUGAUGAAUGAAGUGGCCUACGUUAAUAAUGUCACAAAUGGUGGUGAGUUUUGGUAUCUGCCCUAUGAGUCGGCCAACUUUCGUCAGGAUGUUGAAAAUGUAUGGGAACAGAUACGUCCACUGUACGAGGGUUUGCAUUCGUACGUGCGCCGCAAGUUGCGCGAUUACUACGGACCAAAUCGCAUUAACCGCAUCGCACCAAUACCCUCACAUAUUCUCGGCAAUAUGUAUGCGCAAUCGUGGUCGAACAUUUUGGAUAUUGUUAUACCAUUUCCUGGUCGUAAAUUGGUCGAUGUAACGCCGCGUAUGAUUGAACAGGGCUAUACACCGUUGCUAAUGUUCCAAUUGGCCGAGGAGUUUUUCACGUCAAUUAACAUGUCUGCUGUGGGCCCCGAGUUCUAUACUAAUUCUUUGCUCGAGCAACCGUUAGACGGACGUCGUGUAUUUUGUGAGCCCUCCGCAUGGGAUUUCUGCAAUCGGCAUGAUUUUCGCGUCAAAACUUGUUCGGAAAUUAGUCAAAAGGGUUUGCUGAGCGCCCAUCAUGAGAUGGCGCACAUACAGUACUUUUUGCAAUAUCGCCAUUUACCGAAGGUAUUUCGCAAUGGCGCCAACCCAGCUUUUCAUCAGGCGAUUGGCGAUGCUAUUAUGUUAUCUGUGUCGACCUCGAAACACUUUCAAACGAUCGGCUUGUUACAACGCUCCGUAGAUGAGUCGAGUUAUGAUAUAAACUAUCUUAUCACGAUGGCUUUGGAUAAGGUGGCUUUCUUACCUUUCGCUUUGGCUCUUGACAACUGGCGUUACGAUAUAUUCAGCGGGAAUACAAAUAAACAUACGAUGAACUGCCACUACUGGAAUCUUAGAGAACGCUAUGGUGGUAUUAAACCACCAGUGCUUCGUUCGGAAAAAGACUUCGAUUUGGGAGCAAAGUAUCACAUACCAGCAAAUAUACCAUACAUUAAAUACUAUGUGUCGACUAUUUUACAGUUCCAAAUCUACCGUGGCAUGUGUCGCGUAAGCGGUCAAUAUGUGCCCGGUGACCCACGGAAGCCCUUGCAUCGCUGUGACGUGUAUCGCCAUCCAGAAGCAGGGAACUUACUAAAAAGCAUAAUGGCCAAAGGCGCCUCACAGCCGUGGCAGGAGGUGCUUGAAGAGACGCUCGGUGAGGGUCGGCUGGAUGGCACAGCGUUGCGUGAGUACUUCGCACCGCUCGAAGAAUGGCUGCGCUUGGAGUCGUUGCGCACGAACGAGUUUGUCGGCUGGAAUUACGAUGGCGACUAUUGCAAGCGUAGCAUUGAGACGGCGAAUCUGCAAGUCACGGGUGGUUACUAUAACGCAGCUACUACUGCAGAUUGGGUGAAAUUGCCAACACUGUUGUUGGUGGCUUGGUCGCUGCUUUUUAUGUGGCGCAGAGUCUAAGGAAAAUGAAACUUUUAACUUUGUAUAAAAAAGCUGGAUUUUAUAUUUUUUUAUGAACAUGGUUAUAUAUAUUUAUUUCUUUUAUACAUGCUUAAUGUAUUUUAAGCUCUAAGUUAUCGCUUAUGGAGUUUUGUUGUAAAUAAAAAAUAUAAAACUUAUUAAAAUAAUAA
Messenger RNA from Bactrocera oleae (olive fruit fly), 3355 nucleotides. The record is from RefSeq and is a predicted model, not a curated record. Lineage: Eukaryota; Metazoa; Arthropoda; Insecta; Diptera; Tephritidae.